This is a messenger RNA of Myzus persicae (green peach aphid), 2349 nucleotides long. It is a transcript of the gene RhoGAP5A, whose product is annotated as N-chimaerin. The record is from RefSeq and is a predicted model, not a curated record. The transcript is spliced from 9 exons. The coding region runs from base 743 to 1903 and encodes 386 amino acids. Gene Ontology annotation, molecular function: GTPase activator activity. Gene Ontology annotation, biological process: signal transduction; regulation of GTPase activity. Lineage: Eukaryota; Metazoa; Arthropoda; Insecta; Hemiptera; Aphididae.
AAUAACAAUUGAACAAAAAUGUUCAAUAAUCUUAAUUUGCUAUAAUGUUAGCAAUAAUCAUACAUUCAUACACGUCACAACAGAGAAAUCAUAGUCAUUAACUAAAGACUAAACGACCGAUAUAUUUGAAAUCCUCUGUAACAACCUGUGCUAUGUAAUUAUAUCGAACGCACCAAGUAACUGCAAAAUUUGCAAUUCACAAUUCGACAUUUGCUGUUUGCCAGUUUUGCACUCUUUCUCAUCAACUUUUGAGUUUUGAUACGAGAAUAAGUAAAAAUAUGCAGACAACAACAUUGUUAUCAACUAAAAAACAAUAAUAAAUAACUACUAGAGUGAUAGCACCGUAGACCUCAUUCCACAGAAUAGAUUAAAUGAAGUACACCAUCUGGUUCUAAGUAAUCUGUGGUACUAUACUACUAUCUGUGGUACUAUGAUCUACGACAUUAAAUUUGAAAGUAGCUCUCGGGUAUUGGGUAUCCAAAUUUUUUUUAUUUAUAAUUUAUAUUAAUAUUUAUUUAAAUUUUUUUUUAUGAAUUUUUACAAUUAGCUCAUUUUCUAUUUGAAAACAAUCAAUUAUUUACCUUUGCUAUAAAAGUUUCUACUUGGUAUUACCUAAUUAGAAAGAAAACAAAUUACAAUGCACAAUCAUUUUACUAAUUCGGGUACUGAAAGUUCUUCAAGAUUUGUUUUAAAUUUAAUAAUGUAAAAUAAUUUACUGUAACUAUUAUUUGGGGUGUACCCAAUGGAGAAGGAGGAACGAAAAGAAGUAUAUGAUACUCCAGUGACCGAUGAAAAUGGAUCUCCUAUCAGCAUUGUUUGGAAACCUGAUCUUUAUAAACUCCAACAAGAAUCCCCUAAGCCUCAACCAGUAUUUGCACCAAGUGCUGUGUCUGGGUGUCCAUUUUUCUAUGGUCUUGAAUACCACGGAGCAAUGAAUCACAAAGAAGCAAAUUCAUUAUUAAAAGACGAUGGUAACUAUCUUAUACGACUAAGCACCAGUUCAGACGAUAAGAUGUAUACACUAUCUUUAAAAAUAUUUGGAAAAGUUCAUCAUUAUAAAUUAUUUUAUGACGGACAACAUUAUGUGUCACAAAAACGUUUUAAUACAAUUAAUGAUCUUGUUGCGGAUGGUUUGGUGACAUUGUAUAUGGAAUCUAAAGCUGGGAAAUACAUCUACUUAAUGCACAGUUUAAUAAGUUAUGAGAAAAGCCCUUAUAUGACAUUAAAUAAACUCAAGCGUAAAACAAUCAAAAAACUAAAACCGAGACAGCUCAAUUGCGAAGAAGUUGUUGAAUACGACAAACCUCACAGUUUUAAAACUCAUAACUUUAAAGGACUUAAUUGGUGCGAGUUGUGUAGUAACUUUUUAUGGGGUUUUACACAGCAAGGAGUGAAAUGUGAAGAUUGUGGUUUUAGUGCACAUUUCAAGUGUUCUGAAAAGUUGCCUCCAGAUUGUUAUCCAGAUUUAAAAUUGUUUCGAGGUGUUUUUGGCAUUGAUUUAACAACUCAUGUCAAGGCCUAUAAAACUAAUAGACCGUUUGUUGUGGACAAAUGUGUUGAAGAAAUUGAAAGGCGUGGCAUGUCUGUUGAAGGAAUAUACAGAGUAUCAGGUUUUCAGGAAGAAAUGGAUAGUUUGAGAUUAGCCUUAGAUAAAGAUGGUAAAGGAACAAUAAUGGACGAUCAAGCUUAUGAAAAUAUACAUGUAGUAGCUAGUAUUUUAAAAAUGUAUCUCAGAUUGCUUCCAAUACCACUAAUCACUUAUGAUGUUCAUCCUCUUGUCAUAAAAGCUUUAGAAACUCAAAUGUCCUGGGAAAGAUUAGCUGAGGUGAGGGCCGCUUUGAAAAAGUUACCUCCAGCACAUUAUAACACUUUGAGCUAUUUAAUGGCUCAUUUGUACAGUUAAAUAAUAUACCCAGCAGUCAACUUGUGUGCAAGUGUACAACUUCACUAUACAACAGGCAUACAGAUGGUAGACUCUUUGGGGAUGACGUCCAUGUGUUUCCAGACCAUUGCCUACUGAAAACUUGUUGUCAUCGUGUACAUUUCUUAACUUAAAUACAGUAUAUUAUUUUAUUUAAUUAUGUUUGAUAUAAAUAUAAUGAUUUCUCCUUUAAGUAUAAUGUUUCCCCCUACAUUUAUCAAGUAUGGUAACUCUUCAAUUUGGUUUAGUUUUUGUAGUAGUUUAUACUAUCUUUGUGUAGUGGCGAUGGUGUAAUUAGUUAUGAAAUAUUUUUUCAUAUUCUUAGCUGUAUCCUAACAACUGUAACAUUUAGUGUUAGGUUUAUGGUUUUAUAAUUUAUUUCUGUACUCUUUUAGAGUUGUAAAAAUACACAAAUUCCGAAAAUAUUU